CAGUGCAACUGCACAUGCGUAUAAAAGCGACGCGUGCGCACCCCUCAGCGUCACAGCGAGUCAGAGCGCCCACCGAAGGUACUCACGCAACAUGAAGGUCAUAAUCGUAGCAGCUAUCCUGGCGGUGUGCAGAGGAGCGGCUGGAGGGUUGCUGCCGGUGGCAGCGCCCUACGGUUACGGCCGGCCCCUAGGCCUCCCCGCGCCGCUCGCAGUCGCUCGCCCUGCGUACGCGAGUCCCUAUGCCGCGCCACUUGUAGGCCAUGCCGUGGCUAAAGUGGCCCCUGUGGAAGAUUACGAUCCCAACCCACAAUACUCCUACGCUUAUGACAUUCAGGAUGCUCUUACCGGUGACUCAAAGAACCAGCAGGAAUCCCGUUCAGGCGACGUAGUCCAGGGCUCAUACUCUCUAGUGGAGCCUGACGGCACCCGACGUACCGUGGAGUACACUGCUGACCCCCACAACGGGUUCAACGCUGUAGUGCACAAGGAGCCCCUCGGAGCCCCCGUUGUGAAGGCGGUGGCAGCCCCCCACGCAUACUACCACUAGUCCCAGAUAAAAUAUUUCUUGGUUAGACGGAUCCAGGUUUAGUUAAGAGAAACAUCAGAUACCAGUUAGGUAUGAAAGUACAAUAUCUCCGACUAUUUCAAGGAUGAUUUUAUAAGACCCCUAUUAAGGGUAAUACCAAAAUUUGAGGUAAAUCAGUUUUUCAGCCGUUUCAAAGGCUUCUCACUGCUGCAUUGGAGUUAUCCUGCAAUUAACACCUGCUACGAGUAUUGGAGAGUUUAUAAUAAAAUGUUUUGUUCAUUGUGACAUACCUGGCCAUGUAUCAGUUGAUAAACAUCUGAAUCAAUCACGUAUGGCAGCAGGAUCUAUUGCAAGUAUUACGACUAACCUAGAUCCGUCUAAACGAGCUCGAGACCGUCCAAGUGACCUGAACCGUAUUACGUUAAUGUUGUAAUUAAGCUUAUUGUAAAGUAUUGUUAAUUGAAGUGUUAAAGCUGAGGUAAUAAAUAAGAGGAAUCAA
Helicoverpa zea (corn earworm) is the source of this 1025-nucleotide messenger RNA. RefSeq names its product larval cuticle protein A2B-like (gene CPR73). Gene Ontology annotation, cellular component: extracellular matrix. The transcript is spliced from 3 exons. Lineage: Eukaryota; Metazoa; Arthropoda; Insecta; Lepidoptera; Noctuidae. The record is from RefSeq and is a predicted model, not a curated record. Bases 92 to 547 code for a protein of 151 amino acids.